CCAAGCUUCUCGCAGACAAGUUUCAACCGCCGAAGCGAGCAGCCGGAGACUCUUCCUCGCUUAACUCACGGUUCGCGAUAUAUAUACUCUCUCGUCAGUGCCUCGAAGCUUAUACCACGGUGUGCGCGAUGCUCACUUGUUGAUCAAGUCUCGAGCGUGUCGCAUUGUUUACACUUCUCGCGAGGUUAGAACGGUUCGAAGAUGCAGAGCCAGCCGCAGCAGGAAAGCUAUGCGUUUUACAGUUCGCUCAACGACAGCUCGGGCAUCCCCAAUAGCGCGGGCAGCUCGGCGAGCAAUUCGCCCGACCACUACGCCGACAGUCGCUUCUCGCCCAGUAACAACCACCUGAUGGACCUCAGCUCACCGAUGCCGGAGCUCCAGGUGAGCUCGAGACUCCCGGCAUUCCAGUCGGCCAUCCACCAGCAGCACCAUCCGCUUAUCCAGCAGCAUCAGCUCUACCCCUCGCCUUACGUCGUCUACGACAACCUCGACGAGAGCAAGACCUUCCCGAAGUUCUUCCAGCAGCCGAGCAACGACGCCAUCGCAGCGAUCGACAGGUACGAGCAGAACCGCCAGUCCUCGCCCGUCGGCUAUCGGGAGCAGAAUCACCAGGAACCGCCGCCGCUGAUGUACCUCGCCGCCGACGCUUACUCCCCCGGCGAGCAGCAGCUUCAGUACCCUUACAAGCUCGAACCCGAGGAGUACAAGCCCGCGGUGGCCCUCCAGCAGCAGCAGCAGCAGCUGCAGCCUCCGCAACAGCCGGAUCAGCUUCAGCCGCGCGAGGAGAACAAGUCGGCGCCGGCGGUCAAGCGCGAGUCCAGCAGCGCCUCGAGGUGCAAGAAGAGGAAGCGCCAGAUCAGCGUCGAGCGGGACAACGAGUCCGACGACAACCACUCGAGCUCCGCCAGCAGCACGUCCAGCUGCUCCAGGUCCAACAAGCUUCGCAGGAAAGGCGGCGCCACCGAGGAGGAACUUCACAGCCAGAGGGUCAUGGCUAACGUUCGCGAGCGCCAGCGCACUCAGAGCCUCAACGAGGCUUUCACUCAGCUCAGGAAGAGCAUACCCACGCUACCCAGUGACAAGCUCAGCAAGAUCCAGACGCUCAAGCUCGCCACCAAGUACAUCGACUUUCUCGAGAAGGUCCUCCACUGCAACGCCAAGAGCGACGGCUCCGACGAUCACGGCGAGAGGAAUCCACAAAACGCAGUGAGAGCAGCAGCCCGUGACUUCGCGGCAGCUUCGCAAGGAGGCAGCGUCAUGGGCCACGAGAAGCUCUCCGUAGCCUUCAGCGUCUGGAGGAUAGAGGGUAAUCUCAACUUCAACGACUAACUCCAAAUGGACCAUGGAACCUCGGGCUCUCGUUUGGCUUUCGCUCGCAGAAAGCUUCGGACGACGAGCCUAUAAUAGCGCGCGUGUAAUUAAAAGCUCGAUUUUUCUCAAACUUUGCUUUGGCUGACGUUUAAAAUAAACCGACGCUCUCCGGAAUAUAUUCGCGACGAUCGAUCUUCCGCUUCGUUAACUGCUUCUCCUUUUUAUUUCCUCUGCGCGACUGCAGCUUUCGGAACUUUUUCGGGAUUAAUUAUAUGGAGAGAGAGAGAGAGAGAGUGAGUGAGAGAGUGUUUUACGACAGCUGGUAAAAUCCAAAUUGCAGGGCCUCGUAGCCGGAAAAUCUGAAGAACGUGACGCGUGCGGACAUAGUCCGUCAUAAAUCUACGCAAGGCCCUUACACUGCUGCGGAUAUUUCCCCGCGACAAUAAUCUCCGGGGCAUUGUUCCGACGGCCAAACACCAGUAAAUACGCCUCAGAGGCGACCGGUGGCCUCUCUCUCUCCAGCUCGAGAGAUCUGCGCACACAGGUAUAUUGUCGUCACACCUCUCGGGAAAACACGUCCCGACGAAUCGAGAGGGACUCGGGAUUAUAUUGUUUCCUCGAGUGCCGGGACGCGUGUCUCGUGAAUUCAUUAGAGAGAGACGAGAAAACAUUUUUUUCUUCGCACUCCGCGAGUGUUUAAAGGAAAACAAAAAGCUUCGCCGCGACAGAUAGGAUUUGAGCGACGGCUUUGAUCGGUAUGCGUAUUUUUGUAAAAAUUCGUAGGUUUAAUUUUAUCGUUUAGGUUACGAUGAUAUUAUAUAUUAUUGAUACACCCCCGUGCUGUACGAAAGCGUUUCACCGCGACGUUAUAGCCAUGCAGUUCAUAAACCAAAGAGACGUGUGUGUGUGUGUGCGUGUGUGUUCGUUAGCGAUCGCUACGAUUAAUGUAAAUAUGCAAAUAUAGUGCCUUGUGAAAGCGACGAUCGACGUUAUAACGAUGUGUACAAAUUGUUUCUUUUUCCACGACGAUGUUGUUACGUAUAAAUUAUUCUUUUAAUUGUACUGUAUUUCGUAGCGUUUAAGAUUAGAGCGACUCUCAUUCCUCAUAGCGGUUAAGAGUGUACAGUAUUUUUAUAUUUCGCAUCUAGACUACUACUACUUCGUUAUAAUAAAAAUAAUUAAAUAUCA
Messenger RNA from Nasonia vitripennis (jewel wasp), 2499 nucleotides. It is a transcript of the gene Twi, whose product is annotated as protein twist. Gene Ontology annotation, biological process: developmental process; regulation of transcription by RNA polymerase II. Bases 202 to 1329 code for a protein of 375 amino acids. The record is from RefSeq and is a predicted model, not a curated record. The transcript is spliced from 2 exons. Gene Ontology annotation, molecular function: DNA-binding transcription factor activity, RNA polymerase II-specific; protein dimerization activity; RNA polymerase II transcription regulatory region sequence-specific DNA binding. Lineage: Eukaryota; Metazoa; Arthropoda; Insecta; Hymenoptera; Pteromalidae.